GGGUGGCGCGGCCGGCGGCACCUGGACCUCCCGUCCCCCAGAGGGCGCUGCCCCGGCCGGCCCCGCCCAUAUUUGGGCCUUACGAGCCCACAGGCCCCGGAGAAGCCGCGGGGAGGCCGGGAGCCCGCGGGCCGGAGCCGCCCGGCCGGAGCGUGGGGGCUGGGCGGCCGGCCCACCCGUGGGGGCGACUUGAGCGUUGAGGGCGCGCGGGGAGGCGAGCCAUCAUGUUCAACCAGCAGCAGCAGCAGCAGCUCCAGCAGUUACAGCAGCAGCAGCUCCAGCAGCAGCAAUUGCAGCAGCAGCAGUUACUGCAGCUCCAGCAACUGCUCCAGCAGUCCCCACCACAGGCCCCGUUGCCCAUGGCUGUGAGCCGGGGCCUCCCCGCACAGCAGCCACAACAGCCGCUUCUGAAUCUCCAGGGCACCAACUCAGCCUCCCUCCUCAACGGCUCCAUGCUGCAAAGAGCUUUGCUUUUACAGCAGUUGCAAGGACUGGACCAGUUUGCAAUGCCACCAGCCACGUAUGACACUGCCGGUCUCACCAUGCCCACGGCAACACUGGGUAAUCUCCGAGGCUACGGCAUGGCAUCCCCAGGCCUCGCAGCCCCCAGCCUGACAGCCCCCAGCCUCACACCCCCCCAACUGGCCACUCCAAAUUUGCAACAGUUCUUUCCCCAGGCCACUCGCCAGUCCUUGCUGGGACCUCCUCCUGUUGGGGUCCCCAUGAACCCCUCCCAGUUCAACCUUUCAGGACGGAACCCCCAGAAACAGGCCCGGACCUCCUCCUCUGCCACCCCCAAUCGAAAGGAUUCUUCUUCUCAGACAAUGCCUGUGGAAGACAAGUCAGACCCCCCAGAGGGGUCUGAGGAAGCCGCAGAGCCCCGGAUGGACACACCAGAAGACCAAGAUUUACCACCCUGCCCAGAGGACAUCGCCAAGGAAAAAUGCACUGCAGCACGUGAGCCUGAGCCUUGUGAGGUGUCCGAGCCGCCAGCCAAGAGGUUGAGGAGCUCAGAAGAACCCACAGAGAAGGAACCUCCAGGGCAGCUACAGGCGAAGGCCCAGCCACAGGCCCGGAUGACAGUACCAAAACAGACACAGACACCAGACCUGCUGCCUGAGCCCCUGGAAGCCCAAGUGCUGCCACGAUUCCAGCCACGGGUCCUGCAGGUCCAGGCCCAGGUGCAAUCACAGACUCAGCCACGGAUACCACCCACAGACACCCAGGUGCAGCCAAAGCUGCAGAAGCAGGCACAAACACAGACCUCUCCCGAGCACUUAGUGCUGCAACAGAAGCAGGUGCAGCCACAGCUGCAGCAGGAGGCAGAGCCACAGAAGCAGAUGCAGCCACAGGUACAGCCACAGGCACAUUCACAGGCCCCAAGGCAGGUGCAGCUGCAGCAGGAGGCAGAGCUGCAGAAGCGGCUGCAGCCCCAGGCACGUUCACAGCCCCCAAGGCAGGAGCACCUGCAGCUGCAGAAGCAGGCCCAGACACAGACGUAUCCACAGGUCCACACACAAGCACAGCCAAGGGUCCAGCCGCAGGAGCAGCCUCCAGUGCAGGUGCCAGUACAGCCACCAGAGCAAACCCAUGAGCAACCUCAGACCCAGCCACAGGUGUCGGUGCUGGCUCCAGAGCAAACACCGGUUGUGGUUCAUGUCUGCGGGUUGGAGAUGCCAUCUGAUGCAGUAGAAGCUGGUGGAGGCAUGGAAAAGACCUUGCCGGAGCCUGUGGGCACCCAAGUCAGCAUGGAAGAGAUCCAGAAGGAGUCGGCCAGUGGCCUAGAUGUGGGAGAAUGUGAAAACAGAGCUAGAGAGAUGCCAGGGGUAUGGGGCGCUGGGGGCUCCCUGAAGGUCACCAUUCUGCAGAGCAGUGACAGCCGGGCCUUUAGCACUGUACCCCUGACACCUGUGCCCCGCCCCAGUGACUCCGCCUCCUCCACCCCUGCAGCUACCAGCACUCCCUCAAAGCAGGCCCUCCAGUUCUUCUGCUACAUCUGCAAGGCCAGCUGCUCCAGCCAGCAGGAGUUCCAGGACCACAUGUCGGAGCCUCAGCACCAGCAGCGGCUAGGGGAGAUCCAGCACAUGAGCCAAGCCUGCCUCCUGUCCCUGCUGCCCGUGCCCCGGGAUGUCCUGGAGACAGAGGAUGAGGAGCCUCCACCAAGGCGCUGGUGUAACACCUGCCAGCUCUACUACGUGGGGGACCUGAUCCAACACCGCAGGACACAGGACCACAAGAUCGCCAAACAAUCCUUGCGACCUUUCUGCACCGUUUGCAACCGCUACUUCAAAACCCCUCGCAAGUUUGUGGAGCACGUGAAGUCCCAGGGGCAUAAGGACAAAGCCAAGGAGCUGAAGUCGCUUGAGAAGGAGAUUGCUGGCCAAGAUGAGGACCACUUCAUUACCGUGGACGCUGUGGGUUGCUUUGAGGGUGAUGAAGAGGAAGAGGAUGAUGAGGAUGAAGAAGAGAUCGAGGUUGAGGAGGAACUCUGCAAGCAGGUGAGGUCCAGAGACAUAUCCAGAGAGGAGUGGAAGGGCUCGGAGACCUACAGCCCCAAUACUGCAUAUGGUGUGGACUUCCUGGUACCUGUGAUGGGCUACGUCUGCCGCAUCUGCCACAAGUUCUAUCACAGCAACUCAGGGGCACAGCUCUCCCACUGCAAGUCCUUGGGCCACUUUGAGAACCUGCAGAAAUACAAGGCGGCCAAGAACCCCAGCCCCACCACCCGACCUGUGAGCCGCCGGUGCGCAAUCAACGCCCGGAACGCUUUGACAGCCCUGUUCACCUCCAGCGGCCGCCCACCCUCCCAGCCCAACACCCAGGACAAAACACCCAGCAAGGUGACGGCUCGACCCUCCCAACCCCCACUACCUCGGCGCUCAACCCGCCUUAAAACCUGAUAGAGGGACCUCCCUGUCCUCCGGCCUGCCUGGGUCCAAAUCUGCUAAUGCUUUUUAGGAGUCUGCCUGGAAACUUUGACAUGGUUCGUGUUUUUACUCAAAAUCCAAUAAAACAAGGUAGUUUGGCUGUGCA
Piliocolobus tephrosceles (Ugandan red Colobus) is the source of this 3033-nucleotide messenger RNA. It is a transcript of the gene CIZ1, whose product is annotated as CDKN1A interacting zinc finger protein 1. Gene Ontology annotation, molecular function: zinc ion binding; nucleic acid binding. Gene Ontology annotation, cellular component: nucleus. Lineage: Eukaryota; Metazoa; Chordata; Mammalia; Primates; Cercopithecidae. The record is from RefSeq and is a predicted model, not a curated record. Bases 225 to 2900 code for a protein of 891 amino acids. The transcript has 17 exons.